CUUCCGCCUGAUCGAGAAGUGCGCGAGAACAGAGUAACGACCGGCUUCUCGUAUUUCCCUCGUCUCCUUUCGUUUUCAACUCCUGUGGUUCUUCUUUUCGUUCUCCUAACCACCAUGAAAGGGCUUCCUCAAAGAGCGGCGAUUCUUCAUGUUAUACUCGUACAAGAAAGGGUGUCCCAGAUUCACAUUCUCCUCAAAGGUCAUUGGAAAAAUGAAUGGUCGGACUCCCUAGGGUUUUUCAUAAACUCCCGACAAAAUGUUUGCUGGAGAGCAAGAGGGGAAUGGAUUUCCUGCGGUCGGAGAUCCGGCUCGCAGGGUUUUGACUGGGGAGAGCAGCAGCAUACGUGGGUGUGGAGGCAGCGGCGAGGACGAGGAGGUGAGGUUUUUCGACAGCGAAGGGUUUCCUGACGGGUUCGGAAGGGCUGAGAAAAAUGCGCUUGUUGGGAGGAUCGCGGAGCUUGAGAAGGAGCUUCAUGAUUACCAAUAUCAUAUGGGUCUACUACUUAUGGAGAAGAAGAUGCGAACUUCUGAAUUUGAAGAGCUCAGGAAAGAAUUGUCAGAAGCCAGGGAAAACUUGAAACUUGAGCGUGCAGCAUUCUCCAGUACUUUAUCUGAAAACAAAAAGCAGGAGCUAAGUAUUCAGAUAGCUUUGGAGACUGAAAAGAAGCAUGUUUCUGAUCUUGAAAGGACUAUUUACAAAAUACUAGCUGUAGAGAAAUAUCUUCAUGAUCAAAGAGAAACUCUGCAAAGUUGGGAACCAAGCCUGCAGGAGCAUGAGUUGGAGCCCAAGGGAUCACAGAACUUCCUUGAUGAAAGGAUGAUGGACAUAACAUAUGAGAAAGAGGAAUUUAGUGAAAUACAGGAAGAAGUUGAAGAGAACCCGAAUAGCUUUGUCUUAAAGAAUAAUGCUUCUAACUACAGGGAAGCUUUUAUUAGCGAAAGACAUCAAAAUUUAGCUAGUAAAAAGAAGGAUGCUGCAAGUAAGCAAGAGAAGCUAGAAAAGAAAGAGAGAGAUCUACUUACCACUCAAGUAAAGCUUCCUACUAGAGACAAUGCUCUGCAAUCCGAGAAGCUAGUGUUUGACCACGAGUUGGAGGGUAAAAGAAAAUCAUUAGACUUUGAAUUACAGGAUAAAUUGAACAAAUUGGGUAUGCAAAAUGAUGUUAAGGGAAAAGAUGAAAGCCAGACCAUAGAAGAUCGCUUGGCUCAUAAAAUGGAAGUUGAAACUGAUGAAGUAAAAAUCCAGAAGGACAGGGAAACUCUCAACACAUUUUAUAAUAGGCUGCAGAAGUUUAAACAAGAACUUAUGAAGAAGAGGGAUCUUUUACUUUCUCUAUCCGAGCAGUGCAAGGCCUGUAUGAACUGUAGUAUUAUAUUUAGUGACAUAGACCUUGGAAGCCUUGAAACUUUUGAAGGAGCUGAACUUGCAGAUGACGCCAAUGAGAAAAGUAAAUUGAACUCGCUUAAUGCUGAUAAGCUGGGAGGUAGUGCAGAGCAACAGGAGGUUCUCUGUCAUGCAACAUCAACAUUUGAGAUUGAUUCAUAUGAUAGAAAAAUGCAAACCAUAAAUGAAGGAUCUCGUAAAAGGCAGAGAGCAUUUGACAUUGAAUUUAAUUUUCCUGGACAAAAGCGCUACAAUUUCAGACCUUCAACCAUAUUGAAGGUUUUGAUUAGCAAAAUGCAGUCUGAACAUCUAUUCGGGACAGCCAGUGAUGAAAAGGGUAUUUAUUAUGAACCAAGCAGUUCAGAUUAAUGCCUCUUUGUUUGCUCGAUCUUAAAGCACAGAGGUAUCGAAGUGACAAAUGAAUACUUCUGAAUGCAGAUUAUUUUAUCUCAGAAGAAUAGUCUUUGUUUUAUUUACUUUAUUUGAAAAUAUUGAAGAUUUUCAUCAUAUACUUGCAAACUUUUUCAGUUUUUCACAUUGUUGUCAACAUUACGUUUGAGCCAUUCUUCAUUUUGAAACUCCUCGUUUGUGCAAUCAUUCAAUGUUUGUGUAAUUCUCCAAAUAGUAGGGGUGGAAUUAGUCUCUCUUUUGAAAGUGGAAAAAAUAGAA
Messenger RNA from Dendrobium catenatum, 2053 nucleotides. RefSeq names its product protein CROWDED NUCLEI 1. The transcript has 6 exons. Bases 257 to 1753 code for a protein of 498 amino acids. NCBI's taxonomy places the organism in Eukaryota, Viridiplantae, Streptophyta, Magnoliopsida, Asparagales, Orchidaceae. The record is from RefSeq and is a predicted model, not a curated record. Gene Ontology annotation, cellular component: nucleus. Gene Ontology annotation, biological process: nucleus organization.